Molecule: messenger RNA, 2481 nt
Organism: Penicillium argentinense
Lineage: Eukaryota; Fungi; Ascomycota; Eurotiomycetes; Eurotiales; Aspergillaceae
Product: PDPK1 family serine/threonine-protein kinase
Exons: 2
Coding region: 1-2481 (826 amino acids)
Biological process (GO): peptidyl-serine phosphorylation; intracellular signal transduction
Molecular function (GO): protein serine/threonine kinase activity; ATP binding
Source: RefSeq, a predicted model, not a curated record
AUGAACGGGGAUCUCAGCCUUUCCCAGUCCCUGGGAGGGCUGCGGAUUGCGAAUCCAGACGAUUCGCCUCUCCAGUCCGACGAUGCGAUCGCCGGGGACAGGGAUCCCAGCCCAUAUGGACACCCGGACGGUUCGGCCUCAACAUCUCCACCGAAUCCUACCGACGACCGCCCAUCGGCCUUCCCUCCUUCCCCCAUCGAGGCGCCUAUACCCAACGAGAACCGCUCCUCCGUGGCCAUUCCUUUCCCAGACGCUCCUCCACCAUCCGCCGGCUCGUACCAGCCUUACUCUUCACAACCGCACUCGACGCCCCCCAAUCCGAACCGACCCCUGUCCUCCGUGUACACAAACGGCUCGGCCACCUCCGUCCUCCCUCGCGACAACUCCUAUCGUAUGAGAACCGACUCCGGCGCCUCGUCAACCUCGACCCAGCACUCGCGGAUCGAUACACGCGGCGGUAACUCAGCUCUGCAAGCCGGAGUGCCCGCGCGAGACAACUCGCACAGCGACCGUUCCUACCGCACAGCCCAGAUCCCGACCAAUGGGCCGGCGGUGAUGCGUCAAUCGUCUCGAGCUCAUGCCAGAGGAGGAGUUCCACCGCAGAUGUCUCGCACGCCUUACGCCAUGGAAAACGGGCCCACCGCCAGCAGCGAAGAAUGGCAGGACCGCGGGGCCGCGGUCGCCGUCCGGCAGGAAGUCGACGCCAACGGGAAGACUGUCGCCCGCUAUAUUAAGAAAGGAGUCCGGGACUUUUCAUUUGGCAACACGUUGGGUGAGGGUUCCUACAGUACCGUAGUCUUUGCGACGGACCGGCAAACGUUGAAGGAAUACGCGAUCAAAAUUCUGGACAAGCGACACAUCAUCAAGGAAAAGAAGGUGAAAUACGUCAAUAUCGAGAAGGACACCCUCAACCGCCUCACCGACCACCCCGGAAUCGUGCGGCUAUAUUACACCUUCCAGGAUGAGCGGUCCCUGUACUUCGUCCUGGACCUCUGCAAAGGAGGAGAAUUGCUUGGGGUUCUCAAACGGAUGACCACCUUUGACGAGGAAUGUACCCGAUUCUACGGUGCACAGAUUCUCGACACCAUCGACUACAUGCACAAGCGGGGAGUCAUUCAUCGAGACCUGAAGCCAGAGAACGUAUUGCUGGAUCAUCAGAUGUACGUGAAAAUCACCGAUUUUGGGACGGCCAAGAUCCUCAAAACACGACGACCGGAGGAGAGCACGAGCUCUAUUCCACCAAUCGACUCCAGUGACCUCCCAGAAGAGGAACGGGCAAGCUCCUUUGUGGGCACCGCCGAAUAUGUCAGCCCAGAACUGCUGACCGAAAAGAAUGCGUGCAAGGCCAGCGAUCUGUGGGCCUUCGGGUGCAUCAUCUAUCAACUUCUGGCCGGCCGGCCGCCCUUCAAAGCUGGCAACGAAUAUCAGACCUUCCAGAAGAUCGUGCAAUUAGACUACGAAUUCCCAAUCGGGUUCCCGGCCGUGGCCCGGGAUCUUGUCGAGCGCCUUCUGGUUCUCGAGCCCGCUCGACGUUUGCAGAUUGAGCAUAUUAAAAACCAUGAAUUUUUCGACGGUAUUUCAUGGGGAGCGGAGCUGUGGAAGCAAAAGGCACCACGGUUGAAAGCCUAUGUGCCGCCUCCAAGAGAGCCCAUAAAACUGAAUGGGGUUGAAGGCGGAGAUAAUUUCCCUCCAGCGAUCUCAACAGCUCCAUCGAAUGCCACCACCCAGAACUCCCGCCAGCUUCCCCGCGUCGUCACGGAGCUGCCCCCGCCAAGUCAACUGGACAUCGAAUGGUCGCCCGUGCUCAGCAAAUCUAAUGAGCGCAUCCUCAAGCUAGGGAACAUGGUGGUGAUAUCCUCUCCGGCAUCACACAGCCCGACAUCGAAAAACGGCAGCGAAGCCGAGGCGCCCCGAAAGUUCUCGCGUUUCUUCUCGGGUACAGCGACCAAGAAGCGGAAUCGAUUGGUCAUGGUCACAUCCUCUGGACGGAUCAUUCUUGCUGCAUCUGGUGGUGAUGAGAAAAAGUCAAAAUUGGAGAUUUCUCUCCUCGCUCCAGGGACGCACUAUAGGAGUACAACAGAUGCCAAGGGACAUUCCUCAUGGAUUGUGGAUACGAGAGACAAGCAUUUCGUAUUUGAAGAUCUCAAACCAUCAUCAAGCAACAUCGGAGUCACGGCAGUAUCGGCACAGGAAUGGCUGGAUGCUCUAGAUCGGGCUCGGGAAAUGGCUUUGGCACACCAAAGCUCUGGCUCUUACUCUGCUGAGGAUGCAUUCCGUGACAUCUCCUCUGGAUUCUCCAGCCAUGCCAACACUCUCGACCGCACCUCUGACCUGCAGAAUGAGAACACCAACCAUAGCCACGGUCACUCAUCAGGACGCAACCACUUGGUGAAGCAUCAAGCCACCGAUUCGGAGUCGACCAAGGGGAAGAAACGUUUUAGCAGACGCCAUUCCAAGAACGGUCUCGCUGCAGUGUUCUAA